This is a messenger RNA of Porites evermanni, 4016 nucleotides long. The record is from the annotation of a GenBank genome assembly. Lineage: Eukaryota; Metazoa; Cnidaria; Anthozoa; Scleractinia; Poritidae.
AUGUCCGAUUUUCUCAGUCUAGCCAAUCAGAGGCAGUCCACAAACUCCCAACAAUGCAUUUCGUUUGCUCAUCGCUGCCAAAAGACGUUGCACCUUUGUUGGCAAGGAGUGUGUUUGUUCUUUUAUAAAGGCUUCUCAUUUCAUCGCAUUUUAUUUGAGCCAAGAAGAAGCACUGAUAAGCAAGGUACUGCAAACAUGUAAAUUUAACUUAAAAACAACACUGAUAAGUUUGUUUUUAUUAUGCAUAGGACAGGUCAGAGAACGGUGUGAGAUUCGUGCUAUGCAAACGCAUUUUAGUUUCAGGACACGCCUUUUUUGCGCAGCUCAAAUAUUUCAACAUACGAGAAGUUUCUAACGUGGCUGAGUUAUACCGUUCUUUGAAAAAAAUCUCUCGGUAACUUGAAAUCAGAAAGGAUUGAAAAGCGGGAUGGAUUGUUUUUGAUUAGUUGCGCUACGCCUCUCCCGCGGGAACAAAACAGAUUCGUUCAGCACUCGCUCGUCUUAUCAUACCUUCUGCAGGGUAGCUUACUUUGUGGUGCUUUUUACUACAUUAGAAGAAUGAAUACCUUCACUUGUAAAAAGCUUGAUGACAUGAGUAAUUAAGUUAUUUGUUUUACAACGCCUACGCAAUUAGUGAGCCAAGGGGGAUGGAAAAGGCCUCUGGGCACUCCGCCUAUAUUGGCUGCUGUUUGACCCUCACUUGACUCUUCACUGUUGUGUUUAUUCUGCUUUUGUUUUUCACGUGCUGUGAAAUUUAAGAAAAAAAAAAAGAAGGAAAGAAACUAGUUUUGUCUAAUUUUGUAACCGUCAUGAACCACGUUUUUCAGCAACAUAUUAACUAAAGAGUUGUCGCCCAGCAAAACAAAGUUACGUUGUAAUAAUCAGCAUCCAGACGUACUGAGUAUAACUAAGAUCAAUGUUCAAACAGUUAAAACCGUGGAAACAAAUAUUAUGGCUAAUUCGGAAAGGUUUGUUUUCAAAAAUCUUUGAUUAUACAAAAAAUAUUUUGUUCGUUUCUUGUUUAACAACUAUAUACUAGCAAGUCUUUAUUGAUCUCUCAUUCCGCCAAAGGUUUCUUUCCUCGGGUCAGUAAAAAAGAAAAAAGAAACAAUUAUCAUGGCUAAUUCGGAAAGGUUUGUUUUCAAAAAUCUUUGAUCAUACAAAAAGUAUUUUGUUCGUUUCUUGUUUAACAACUAUAGACUAGCAGGUCUUUACUGAUCUCUCAUUCCGCCAACGGUUUCUUUCCUCGGGUCAGUACAAAAGAAAAAAGAAAGAAAAAUUUGUUUGCCAGUAUCAGAUAUCCAGUGGACUAUAACGUAUGUGCAGCUAUCGGGUCGCUGAACACCUAACUAGAACUUUCCAGACAAAAAACUUUAAUAUAAUUGAGCAUAAUCAUAUCCAGAUAACUAUGAUUGAUAUCUAAUAACAAAUUAACACCGGUAACUGCAAAGGAAAAGAUAAUGAUAGCAAUGUUUGAGUAAAAAAGGAAAGAUAUUAAACGAAAACAAACAAACAAACAAACAAACAACUCAGAAAUGGAGCUUUGUAUCGCAUGAAACAUUGCUGUCACGAUCCUAAUCGAUACCUGUAGAAAAAAAAUCGCUACAGAUAAACAAAAAAAAGAAUAUGAAUUUAUUGUGGAAUAGUUAAUUAUUAUAGAACAAAUAUAUAAUUAUAAGUUGCAUGUCAACGUUUUAUUGGUUUGAAUGAAAGGGAAAAUAUAUAUGUUAUUUAGAACGUUUAGCAGCUAGUCCAAGAGGGUAAAAUAUUAUUAGAUUCUUGGACGCCAAAUUUGAUAUAAAACCCUGCAGGCCAUGAUCUUGGAGAAACAGGAUGAAAGUCAGAACAAUUAAUCUUACCUGUUUUACCUGUUUAAGCUACGGACCAUUAGAAAAGUGAAAGGAGAAGGGAGGGUGGGGAGGUUCGAGAGGGUUUAGAAAGUUCAGUUUUCCUCACGAAUUGUUUUGCCACCCGGCUCUUCCACACGCAUAAAUAUUUUUGAGACGAUCAACUCCAUCGCACUCAUCGAUUCCUAGAUUUCUAGCCUUCCCACAUUGUUAAAAUUCACGAAUUGUAUACAUACUGUACAUACUGUACUGUGGAAGUAGUUUUUACAUGCAGAUACAUGUGAUCCAAAAUAAUAAGACACAGGGAUACCAGCAAUGUUCUCGAUAAGCAGCGACUGGCUAUGAAAAAAAGUCAGUGGUACGUGUUUAACAAAAAACUGGGGUCGUUAAACUGAAAUUAAUAUUCUCGCAAAAGCAAUUUCCAACAUUCUUGGCAUGAAAUAGAACAGCUUACAUUAAGCUAAUAUUUUUUUUUACUGAAGAGUUAAAAAGACGUGCAUUUUUGUGCAAUGCUGUUCUUUCUUUAAAAUGAAAGUUACUUGUCAAACUAUUUGCUCCUUUCUGAAACCAAAGCUGCAAUUGUAGUACGUGUUUUGUAAUAAUAAUUAUAAAAAUAAUAAAGAUAAUUACUUUUAAUUAAAUCAUCAUCAUUAUUUUCUUUACUGAAUCAUUAUUAAUUAUUAUAUUCUAUCAUUAUUAUUGUUCUCUUUGUAGGGUCUAAGCGCAAGAUGUCAGGGUCAGGAUCAGGAUCGGGAGAAUUGUCAGGGAUGGGGAAUGACACUGAACUGGAUGAGCCAUACUGGGGAGAAGACGAGUCCACCUAUGAGCCCGAUAAAACCGCAAAGAUGAUCAUGAUUGGCCUCUACGUCAUUAUCUUCUUCUUCUCCUUGGUUGGCAACUCCCUCAUCAUUCAUCUUGUCCGCACCCGUAAGAGUAUUCGCAAGAAUCAGUUCUACUGGCUCAUUGUCAACACAGCUGUGGCUGAUCUCGUUGAUGUGAUCGCAGCUUCCGCCCUUUCCAUUUGGCUCUUCGGAUUUGUAGAUCAAUCGGAUCUAGGAGUAUUUGGAACAGUGUUAUGCAAAGGCUUACCAUAUUUGUUGGUUGUCUCCAUUUGCGCUGCCAUCUGGACGCUCACAGUCAUUGCCUUUGACCGAUACCUGGUUAUUGUAUGUCUCCGAAGACGCGCCCUGUCAUCCCGGUCAGUGUUGCGUUCCAUUAUUACAGUUUGGCUGUGUGCUGCAUUAGUAUCCGGUGUGUACCUGUACAAAUACAAGACAGAAAAGAGUGAAGAUGGAACUAUACAAUACUGUUAUGAACAGUGGCAUGAAAAUGAGGAGAUGAACAACACUUUUUUCAAAGCAGAAGUGAUUUUGAAAGUUGUCCUUACCUAUGCAGUUCCACUCGUCGCCAUGGCAAUCUUGUAUUUCCUGAUUGCCAGGUUCCUGUGGAAGCGCAAGCCGCCAGUCAGUGUCAAUCAACAAGCUUACAAUAAUCAGAUCAGGAAACGUCAGACCGUCAUCAAGAUGUUGAUUACAGUUGUCAGCGUUUUUGCAGUCUGUUGGUUUCCUGUGCACGUCAGUCACAUAAUGCCUGAGUUUUACCGAGAAGAAUACUUCCAUAUUCCAGUGGUUCUCAGAUGGCUGUUCUUCUGGCUUGCGCAUGCCAAUGCUGCAAUUCAUCCCUGGCUGUUCAUUGCCUUCAGUGAGCAUCUCAGAGAAGGAACGAAGGAGAUAUAUCGAAAUAUGUGGAAACGAAACAAACUUAGGCUGCGUAGUCGUAGUGGGUCUACUCCAAGUUUGGCUACUACCGAAGAUCCUCUGUCCAGGUCUCCCACGCCAAAGAGCAAUGGAUACACGGCGGAACAAAUUGCUUGAAAACGAAGCGUGUUUGACGCGAUAUUGUAGAUGUAAAGGGUCAUUGAAGGCGAGUCUAUUCAAUGUAGAUUCGUCAUUGGUACAAGCAUUGCUACUAGUCAGUGGCUUAGGACUCAUAAAGAGUGACUGCUUUAGCAUACCGCCAUGCCAAAAGAUUGUUGACUGCAAGUCCCUAGUUAUAAGUUACUUGCUUAGCUACAUCACGAUUUAGGGCGUAGAAUAGAUUCUGUUGAGACUUCAAAGAUGUAUUUCUCUACCUGUAGACAAAGGUCAAAUAAACCAAGCCGCGGCAAUA